AUGUUUUCCGCCAGCACUGCUCUCGUUCUAGUUGACCCUUACAAUGACUUUCUUCACCCUGAAGGCGCUCUCACGCCGCAUCUCCUAGACCUCCAAGAGAAGGGCACGGUUGAGAACAUUAGGUCCGCCGUCGCCGCUGCUCGCUCCAAGGGCAUUCCAAUUUACUACGGAAUGCAUCAACAGUGCAACGAGCACACUUUUCUUGGGUGGAGACACAUGACACCUAAUCAUGUCAGACAGAAGGACUCGCAAGUCUUCAAGGAGGGAUCGUGGGGUGCGGAGAUCCUCCAGGGCCUUGAACCGGAUGCGUCCAAGGGCGACGUCGUUGUUAGUCGACAUUGGAGUAGCGACUCUUUCGCAAACACUGAUCUCGACUUCCAACUCCGCCAACGCGAGAUUACUCAUCUCGUUUUCGCGGGCCUGACGGCAAACACCUGCCUGGAGGCCUCCGCGCGCCAUGCCUUUGAACUGGGAUAUCACGUCACUCUAUUGAAGGAUGCCACGGCCGGGUGGUCCAAGGAGUUGACUGAUGCGGCGACGGAGCUGAUCUGGCCCCUCUUCGCCCAGGAGGUCCUGAAGACGGAAGAAUGGGUCCAGAAACAAGCAGUCAAAAGCGUGAUUUAG
Molecule: messenger RNA, 624 nt
Organism: Colletotrichum gloeosporioides
Lineage: Eukaryota; Fungi; Ascomycota; Sordariomycetes; Glomerellales; Glomerellaceae
Product: Peroxyureidoacrylate/ureidoacrylate amidohydrolase RutB
Exons: 4
Coding region: 1-624 (207 amino acids)
Source: RefSeq, a predicted model, not a curated record